This is a messenger RNA of Hemicordylus capensis (graceful crag lizard), 6710 nucleotides long. RefSeq names its product hornerin-like. Bases 314 to 3883 code for a protein of 1189 amino acids. The record is from RefSeq and is a predicted model, not a curated record. The transcript has 87 exons. NCBI's taxonomy places the organism in Eukaryota, Metazoa, Chordata, Lepidosauria, Squamata, Cordylidae.
UUUUGUUCCCAGCAUAGUCCUCUUUCCCAGAGAUUCCAAUGAAACAGCAGGUGGUUCUGUACCUAUAGAUACAUCCAAACCAGUCAAUGGAUCAUCAAGAAGUAGGAAGAAGUCUUCAAAUAUUGUUGUAAGAAUCAACUGUGACCAGGGUGGCUCUGGAUCUUAUGCAAGCAGCAGCAAUUGCCAGAGUUCAACGUUUUCCAAUCAGGGUGGUAGGAUCCGACCUCAGGGAGGUGUAGUAUACCAAGGAGUUAUCAAAAAAGGAUGCGGUGGUGGAACUGCUGGUGUCUACAACAAAUAUGGCUGCACUGAUAUGGGUAUUGACAAUAGCGGCAGCUCAUAUGGACAGUCUGUUUCAACUACCAAAGGAAAGGUGGUCAUAAUGUAUCCUCCUAGCAAGCCCUACCCACCUGAACGUACAUCGUACACAUCAAAACUUGCCAACUCUAAACAUAUUCAGAAUACCCAGUACACCGGUAAAAUACAAUCCCAGGGUUCAAGCCCCCAAAGUGGUGUCCGUAUUACCAUCCAGAGUGGACAACCUGGGCAGAUUUGUGAUAAAACUUCCCCCUUCUACAACAGCCAAGCCUGUAAAUUGAGUAUACAGUCUUCUACGUCACAGAGCGGUAGUUCUUAUGGAUCUCAGCAGGGUGGAUCCCCCGCUACAACUGGAGGGAGUGGACCUUCUGUUACAGUUGUUAGCAGUGGAUCUUCUAUAACAGUGAGCAACAGUGGAGCACCUAGUUCAGUUGGGAAGGGUGGAUCCUCUAGUUCAUUUGGUGGCAGCAGUGGAUCUUCUAGUUCAUUUGGUGGCAGCAGUGGAUCUUCUACUUCAGCUGGUGGCAGCAGUGGAUCCUCUACAUCAAGCAGUGGCAGCUCUUGUGGUCAGGGAUAUACAUAUGAUGGCAAUCCUUGUAAUCAAGGUGGGUCAUCUCAACAAAAUUAUGGAAGCAACCAGGGUGGAUCAUCAUCCCAGCAAACCUAUGGGGGAUCAUCCUCCCCAUCCUCCUCCUAUGGGACAAACCAGGGUGGGUCAUCUCAACAAAAUUAUGGAAGCAACCAGGGUGGAUCAUCAUCCCAGCAAACCUAUGGUGGGUCAUCUCAACAAACUUAUGGAAGCAACCAGGGUGGAUCAUCGUCCCAGCAAACCUAUGGAAGUAGCCAAGGGGGCUCAUCAUCCCAGCAAACCUAUGGGACAAGCCAGCAAACUUAUGGAACAAGCCAGGGUGGGUCAUCGCAACAAAAUUAUGGAAGCAACCAGGGUGGAUCAUCAUCCCAGCAAACCUAUGGUGGAUCAUCUUCCCAGCAAACCUAUGGGACAAACCAGGGUGGUUCAUAUACUCAAGGCGGCCGCAAUCCUUGUGAUGGGAGCACUUAUUCUGGUAAAAUACUCAGCAAUAGCAACUGUCCACAGGGCUCCCAAGGUGGGAAGAUCUAUGGCCAGGGCUCCCAAGGUGGGAAGAUCUAUGGCCAGGGCUCCCAAGGUGGGAAGGUCUACAACCAGGGUAACCAAGGUGGAAGGAUCUAUGGCCAGGGUACUCAAAGCAGUCAGUAUGGUUCACAGACUUCUGGAAGUUACAGCAGCAAUAAUUGUGAUGAAGGGGAUGUCUCUACUUAUGGUGCAAAGGCUCUGAGUUCAGCAAACUGUAGAGGCAAAAGGGAUGUAGCAGCUCAAGAAGCAUCUAAUGAUUUCAUCAGAAAGAUUCUGAAAGGAAAAGCUGCAUCUCGUGCUCUGAUCAGAAAGACUCGGAAUGAAAAAGCCCGGGCUCUGAUCAGAAAAUCUCGGAGUGAAAAAAAUGAAUCCUCUAAUUCCCAAAGCUUCAGUACCAAUAGCCAGGGUGAAACCUUUUCUAGCAAUGAAAACCAUUAUGGCCAUGACGGUUCAUUUAUGGUGUAUGCCAAUGGGCAGGGAGAGUGUGUUUGUCCUAGUGCUCAGGGAUCAUCUACCACAUAUGGCUACAGACCUUAUAACCAGGGUGGAUCGAGAGGAUCAUAUGGCCCAGGCAGCAGCCAAUAUGGACAGGGUGGACAAUAUGGUGGUGGCAGCCAAUAUGGACAGGUUGGAAGAUAUGGUAGUGGCAACCAGUAUGGACAGGGAUCAUCUACCACAUAUGGCUACAGACCUUAUAACCAGGGAUCAUCUACCACAUAUGGCUACGCACCUUAUAACCAGGGAUCAUCUACCACAUAUGGCUACGCACCUUAUAACCAGGGAUCAUCUACCACAUAUGGCUACGCACCUUAUAACCAGGGAUCAUCUACCACAUAUGGCUACGCACCUUAUAACCAGGGUGGAUCGAGAGGAUCAUAUGGCCCAGGCAGCAGCCAAUAUGGACAGGGUGGACAAUAUGGUGGUGGCAGCCAAUAUGGGCAGGGAGGACAAAGUGGGUCAUAUGGUGGCAAUAGUCAAUAUGGACAGGGUGGACAGAGUGGGUCAUAUGGUGGCAGCAGCCAAUAUGGACAGGGUGGACCGAGUGGGUCACAUGGCAGCAGCAGUCAAUAUGGACAGGGAGGACAGAGUGGGUCAUAUGGUGGCAGCAGCCAAUACGGACAGGGGUCGUAUGGCGGCAGCAGUCAAUAUGGACAGGGAGGACAGAGUGGGUCAUAUGGUGGCAGCAGCCAAUAUGGACAGGGAGGACAAAGCGGGUCAUAUGGUGGCAAUAGUCAAUAUGGACAGGGUGGACAGAGUGGGUCAUAUGGUGGCAGCAGCCAAUAUGGACAGGGAGGACAAAGCGGGUCAUAUGGUGGCAAUAGUCAAUAUGAACAGGGUGGACAGAGUGGGUCAUAUGGUGGCAGCAGCCAAUAUGGACAGGGUGGACCGAGUGGGUCGUAUGGUGGCAGCAGCCAAUAUGGACAGGGAGGACAGAGUGGGUCAUAUGGUGGCAGCAGCCAAUAUGGGCAGGGUGGACCGAGUGGGUCGCAUGGCAGCAGCAGUCAAUAUGGACAGGGUGGAUCAUAUGGUGGCAACAGCCAAUAUGGACAGGGUGGACAGAGCGGAUCAUAUGGUGGCAACAGCCAAUAUGGACAGGGUGGGUCAUACGGCAGCAGCAGCCAAUAUGGACAGGGUGGACAGAGCGGAUCAUAUGGUGGCAGCAGCCAAUAUGGACAGGGUGGACAGGGUGGUUCAUAUGAUGGCAGCAACCAAUAUGGACAGGGUGGAUCAUACGGUGGCAACAGCAGCCAAAAUGAACAGAACUCCACAACCUCAGGAAGCAGUCAGGCUGGUGGGAAGAACUCUUCUUCCUCAGGAGGCAGUCAGUCUAGUGGACAGACGACACAGGGUGGGUCCUCAUCGUCAUCUGGAGGCAGGCAGUCUGGUGGACAGGGAGAAUGUUAUUGCCCAGGAGGGGUUCCUGGUUCCUAUGGUGGACAAAGCAGCCAGUAUGGUGGUCAACAAGGUUCUCAGUCAUCAUAUGGCCAAUAUGGCGGUGGACAAGGCAGCCAAUAUGGUAGCAGCAGUCAAUAUGGCGGCGGACAAGGCAGCCAAUAUGGUAGCAGCAGUCAAUAUGGCGGCGGACAAGGCAGCCAAUAUGGUAGCAGCAGUCAAUAUGGUGGCAGACACGGCAGUCAGUAUGGUGGCAGCAGCCAAUAUGGUGGCGGACAAGGCAGCCAAUAUGGUGGCAGCAGCCAAUAUGGUGGGAAACAGGGCUAUAGCCAGUAUGGUGGAAGCCAGUAUGGUGGUGGACAUAGUUCCAACUCUGGAAGUAGCCAGUAUGGUAGUGGACGAGGCAACCAAUAUGGUGGACAAGGCUAUUCUCAUUCAGGAAACAAACAUGAUUCCAAGACUAAUGCUGGGAAACAGUCCACCUCCAGCCUGGUGCUUAUCAGUGUUCUGAGUGCCUUUGCUGUCUCUUCUUCAGUUGUAUCUAAAUGGUUGAUAUGAACUUCUCAAGCCAUACCAAGGAAAUGAAUAUAAUACUAUUCUCCAACAUACUGCUAUUUUCUGUACAAAAUGUCAGAGUCAAGUUUAUGGAUUGAUAAAGUAUCUCUUUCUUCCCCACCCCCAUUAACACCAUAAUAUGCCAUGUUUCUGACUUAGAUAUCUGUUUUAGUCCGCUGUACUUUUAUCCUACCAUAUUGUGUAUAAUAUGAUGUGGGUAUAUUCAUCUCUAGAAAUAUGAAAUCUUAUUUGUCUCGGGAUGUAAUUAAUUCCUCAUUUGAAUUUGGUCUGUAUAGAAAACUAAAUUCUGAAGAAUUUAAGAGGCCAAGAUUGGGACUUUGGCUCCAAGCAAGAUGUGUCCCGCACUGUUUUAAUACAAGGUGGGGGAGCAGGAACAAGGGGUUCACUUAAAUGAUAGCUUCAGGGUAAGGACAGACAGCCUCCAGUGGGACUGAAUCUAGCUCCUGGAUAAGUAAGCUGCUGCUCACCUACCAUUUGAUAACAAUUGUUAUCAAUUUAUUUUUUUAAAGAUGUUCAGACCCUUGCAGAAUGUAACUCAAGAAUCUUUCCUUUGAAAGGCCUCUCAGCUGGGAUGAGGACAUGCAUUUUGAGAAGGCUGGUCCUAAAAAUAAAAAUGUUAAGUAUUUCAAAAAUAUAUAGCCUUCUUGAAUUCAUUUUCUAGGAACAUACUUCCAUGGAGAAGUGUGAUAUUUUAUUUGCACAGUGCCAAGCACACAUGAUCUAAAUGAAAUAUUUCUAAAUGGUUAAUGUAUUGUUUCUGAGAUGUACCCACCAGUAUAAUAGGUUUUUUCCUGUAAUAGUAUAACAUGCUUUGUUGUUGCAUUUUUUAAAAAUUCCAAGACUAUCCAAAAGAACUGUAUGCAGUAUUACAGUUUAAAGCUAUGCCAAUCCUAUAUAGGCACAUGGAUUUUAAUGGGUCAUGAUUUGUAUAGAAUUGGGUCUUCACAACCUUAUUAACUUAAUUAAGCCAGAAUACAGUAUUGUCAAAAGUCAGUGACCUGAUGAAGAAAAUUACUCAUAGUAGUCCCAUUGAAAUUAAAGACCAGUUAAGCAAUGCAACUGGCUUACUGUCAGCCAGUGUGUUUAUUAGCCACUUCCAGCAUAUCUGGAUUGAGUGGACUGAUUAUAAACAUACUCCUGUAAUUUCAUACCACACAAUCAGAAUUCAUAAAAUAUUAAACAAUAAAAAUUGAUCCUAAAAGCCUUACAGUGAUGUCCAUAAGGGAGAAAAUUCUGCACUUUGGAAACUAAAGGUACAAUUCAAAGGACUCCAAACUGAAGCUAAAUUCCAUUGAAAUUCAGUGGCAAUGUAAUAAUGAAAUCCUAAGCAUGUUACUCAGAAGUAUGUGAAAAUUAAUAUAAUAGUCAAAUGUGUGCUUAGGAUCAUAGCCUUACCAUUCUACUGGGCUGAAACUCUUCCACCUUGCAACUUCAUGGCAUUUUUCAUUGCUGUUUUAUAGUGGAAUGUGGUUGUGGCAAAACUCCAUUUUUUAUUUUUGAAUGAUGAUUUUAGGAUUCUACCCAUCAGGCUUACAGUAUACACAACAUAUACCAAUAUAUACAGCAUUAAAAAUCCUUUAGGAUGUAAUAUACUAUGCAGUGUUAAUUUGAAUAGAUGUUCAAUUGCUCCAAUAAAUUUACCCUUGAUUUCAUACAAAUUGCCAUGCUUAUGUAAUUUGUUGUUCUUAUAUUUUCCCUAACCAUUUGCAAGACGAUAGGGAGGAAGCCAUAUUAUGUGAGUUUCAUAAAAUUUCUGUAAAAGAGGAUGUGCAAGUUUGAUAAGCUAGAUUUCCUGGAUAUAUGUUGGAACAGGAAUGACUUAAAGUUUACCUAAGGGAAUGCAAGAGUAGUAUUUUAAGGGCACUUUCAUACAGUUGCUUCUCCAGCAAUCAGAACACCAGAUUAAAAGUUAGAACAUGAAGAAUCUCAAGGAAUGUUACUACAGACCCCAAAUGUUACCUCAGUCUGCCUGAUUAGGACCAAAUUUGGUAUAGCUGAAGGGACAACUCAAUAGUGUAGCUUGUUGUGAUGAUAUACACCCCAGUUCAAGAUGGUGGACACAUGAAUGUUGGAGGCACAAAUAGGAACCAAUUUCAACUAAAUUUAGUACAGUUCCAGUGACACAUAGCAAAAUCUCAAUGGUGUCAUUUGUGAUGAUGUCAUCCACCCCAAUUCAAAAUGGUGAAUGCAUGAAUGUUUGAGGCAGAAGUGGGCUAAAUUGUGAAGAUAGUAAUUAUCAAUUAAGAUUAUAGUGAAAGGAAAGUAGGCAAAGUAGUUCUUCUUACUAGAACUUCUUGUUACAUGAUGUUGAUGUUGUAGGAGCUGUUGCGGAGUGCCUCCUUCCAAUGUGGACCCUAGUUUAGAGGUGACACGUAGUGAUCUAAAAUUGCUUAUCUGUGCAAAAUUCCACAUGGCUGGCUUUAUAAAUAAACCAAGCCCUGAGAGCUGAGGUGCACCUAGGUAAUUUUGGAGCCUGGAAAUAAAGGCCUUUGGAGGCCCUCCUGAUAUACUCAGAAAACCAAUUUCUUACUGAGAGGUUUAAAACACACUAUAUGAUAAGAACUUAAUUAAAGGUUAUCUCUGGAAUUUCCUCUCUAGCCCCAACUGUUAUCUCUGAGACUUCCUCUGUAGCUCAACCAUUAUUGUUAUUAUUUACCUACAAGUGAGAUAAUGUAAUCAUCAUGUAAUUACUUGCCUACAUGAUCUGUAAAGUAUAAAAGUCUGUUGUAAAUGAUGCUCGGGGUUCUGGAAUUUAGGCAAUAGCCGACCAGAACCUUUGCUUCUGCAGAGCAAAUAAUAAAGCCUUUUA